AUGACUUUCCCAUUAAUUCGGGUUUCCCUCAUGAUUCUUACAGCCGCCGCAGGAUUCCGGUCAAUCGUGGAAAGUGAAGAUGCCCUCCUCAGACACUUAUUCCAAGGUUAUCAGAAAUGGGUGCGCCCUGUAUUAAAUUCUAAUGACACCAUAAAAGUAUACUUCGGAUUGAAAAUAUCUCAGCUCGUAGAUGUGGAUGAAAAGAAUCAGCUGAUGACAACAAAUGUGUGGCUCAAACAGGAAUGGACAGACCACAAAUUACGCUGGAAUCCUGAUGAAUACGGUGGAAUUCGUUCAAUUAAAGUUCCAUCAGAAUCCCUCUGGCUUCCUGACAUAGUUCUCUUUGAAAACGCCGAUGGCCGGUUCGAAGGCUCCCUCAUGACCAAAGUCAUUGUGAGAUCCAACGGCACCGUCAUCUGGACGCCCCCCGCCAGUUACAAAAGCUCAUGCACCAUGGAUGUCACGUUUUUCCCAUUUGACCGGCAGAACUGCUCCAUGAAGUUCGGGUCAUGGACUUACGAUGGAACCAUGGUUGACCUUGUUCUGAUCAAUGAAAAUGUUGACAGGAAGGAUUUCUUCGAUAACGGAGAAUGGGAGAUCCUCCAUGCAAAAGGGAUGAAGGGCAACAGGAGAGACGGCGUCUACUCCUAUCCGUUCAUCACAUACUCGUUCGUCCUGCGCCGCCUGCCCAUGUUCUACACCCUCUUCCUGAUCAUCCCCUGCCUGGGGCUGUCUUUCCUGACUGUGCUCGUGUUCUAUCUCCCUUCCGAUGAAGGGGAAAAGCUGUCCCUGUCAACCUCAGUGCUGGUUUCUCUGACCGUGUUCCUCCUGGUCAUUGAGGAAAUAAUCCCAUCUUCCUCCAAAGUCAUUCCUCUCAUUGGGGAGUACCUGUUGUUCAUUAUGAUUUUUGUGACCCUGUCGAUUAUUGUGACUGUUUUCGUGAUUAACGUUCACCACAGAUCCUCUUCCACUUACCACCCCAUGGCCCCCUGGGUGAAACGACUGUUUCUGCAAAAACUUCCUACAUUGCUUUGUAUGAAGGACCAUGUGGAUCGCUACUCUUUCCCAGAUAAAGAUGAAAGUCAGCCAGUGGUGAAAGGUAAAACUCUAGAAAAAAGGAAACAGAGACAGGUGAGUGAUGGAGAAACCGUUCUUGUUGCUUUCUUGGAAAAGGCGGCUGAUUCCAUCAGGUACAUCUCAAGGCACGUGAAGAAGCAGCAUUUCAUCAACCAGGUGGUACAAGACUGGAAAUUCAUAGCCCAAGUUCUGGACCGAAUCUUUCUGUGGCUCUUUCUGAUAGUGUCAGUUACCGGCUCUGUUCUGAUCUUUACUCCUGCUUUGAGGAUGUGGCUCCACAGUUCCCACUAGCAAUCCAGAGCCAUCUAAAAUACUAAAAAGACAAAAUUACACCUUAGGACUGACCUCCAGCUAGCUGUACAUACAGUAUCCAAAUGCAUGAGCUGCUUAGAAGGGCCUGGGUGGGACUCAGGGAAACUGAACAUUGGCAAAUGUGGGUUUGCCCACCGUAAACUCACGAUUGACACCGGAGCUUCUCAGGGACCCCGCCUUGGCUUCCCCAGACGUUCAGGGACUCGUAGGUUCCAGGCCUGACAUCACAGCCAGAACGCACUAGGGGUGUUGCUGGCUGCUGGACUGGAGGAGCCCCCAGAAAGCCACACUGAGGCCCCGCCAAGGAUGCACACUGGGAAUUCAAGACCGUCUCAGGGUCAAGCUCUUUGUUCGCUCAGACCUGGGCCUCCUGCGUCCGCUGGUGUCCUGGGUGGUUUUGCCCAAGUUUGCAGACUGGUGCUGUGUGUCAUGUUGCUGCAAAUCUCAACAACCAUCUGGGGGAAUUGCCCUGCUUGGACAGACCUGGCACAGCACACUGGUUUUCACGAAGAUUCCAAGAUGUCUGGUAACUGAAGUCCCUCUCCUGUCCCUACAAACAUGGUAUUUGUUGAAAAUAAUCUCUCUUGUG
Lutra lutra (Eurasian river otter) is the source of this 1978-nucleotide messenger RNA. It is a transcript of the gene CHRNB3, whose product is annotated as cholinergic receptor nicotinic beta 3 subunit. Gene Ontology annotation, cellular component: synapse; neuron projection; postsynaptic membrane. Lineage: Eukaryota; Metazoa; Chordata; Mammalia; Carnivora; Mustelidae. Gene Ontology annotation, molecular function: transmembrane signaling receptor activity; acetylcholine-gated monoatomic cation-selective channel activity. The coding region runs from base 1 to 1368 and encodes 455 amino acids. The transcript has 5 exons. Gene Ontology annotation, biological process: regulation of membrane potential; chemical synaptic transmission; signal transduction. The record is from RefSeq and is a predicted model, not a curated record.